This is a messenger RNA of Lontra canadensis (Northern American river otter), 1181 nucleotides long. RefSeq names its product chromosome unknown C7orf61 homolog (gene SPACDR). Lineage: Eukaryota; Metazoa; Chordata; Mammalia; Carnivora; Mustelidae. The record is from RefSeq and is a predicted model, not a curated record. The transcript is spliced from 3 exons. The coding region runs from base 356 to 967 and encodes 203 amino acids.
UGAACCUGCGGUAAGGCAGGCUGAGGGCGCAGGGAUUGGCUCCGGGGGUCCUGGAAGGGCCUCGGGGGUUGGGGUCAGGGCCAGGCAGGCUCUCACAAUGGGCUAGAACUCUGCCUUCCUCUGAGUUCUCAUCCACUUUGACUCCUCUCCCUGUCUCAGGGAGGGGAGGUAGGACUUAGGAUGAGUUGUCAGUGAAAGCUUUCCCCCUGGAUUCUCUAUUUCUUUCUUCUCGGCUGUGCCUGAAGCCCCCAAGAGACCCCUCAGGUGGUGGCCACUGGCCUGCAGCCUGUUCCCUUCCACCCUUGGUACCACGUGCUUGUCCUGCCCCCUACUUGGUGCUCGUGUAUUGGGAGAAAUGGCUGCGGUAAUGAGGUUCUUCCGAUGGAUUUGGCGAAAGAUUACUCGCUGGGUUUUCUUCUGGAAACACAAAGCUAAGUCCACCGUCUUGGAACACUCUGACUCCCAGAAAAGUGUAGUGAAGGUGGAGAAGACUCCCAAAGUGACUGACAGGUUCAAGUUGGUUGAGCCUUGCGAGGAGGCUAAGGUCUCUAAGACCGGGGAGACCCCCAAGGCAGCCGAUGUCUUCACGGUGGUCAAAUCAGCGGAUCACGCCGAGGUGGAGCAGAAACGUGGGGGCAGAUCCCUUCUGCAGCUGCCCCGGACAGCUGUCAAGUCCGUCUCCACACUCAUGGUCUCGGCCCUGCAGAGCGGCUGGCAGAUGUGCAGCUGGAAGUCCUCUGUGAGCUCUACCUCCAUUUCCUCCCAGAUGAGGUCUGGGUCUGCUCUGGAGACGCCGGAGGCUGAGAUGCUGCGGGAAGUCUACCUGGUGCUGUGGGCCAUCCGGAAACAGCUGCGACAGCUGGCCCGUAGGCAGGAGAGGCGGAGGCGGCGCCACAUCCGGGCCCACAGUGUCCCCCAACCUGAGGCAGUUCAGGGCCUGAAACAGGAUGCCCGGAGUCCCCUCUAGGGGGGGACCCUACAUCCUCCAAAAAGCCCCCACCUCACUGUUAGGUAAGAUUGAUAGGAGAGGUUAGGGCAGCGGGCUGGGAGUUGUGGGUGAGGAGAAGUUUUCAUACUGUCACCUCUCAUCGGGACCCCAAGUCCAGGCCUGGGGUCCCACUUAUUCCCCUUCAUUCCAUUUAUUCAAUUUGUAAAAAAAAAAAAAAAGAAAAAAGAAAGUU